This is a messenger RNA of Theobroma umbraticum, 2831 nucleotides long. RefSeq names its product Phototropic-responsive NPH3 family protein. The record is from RefSeq and is a predicted model, not a curated record. Lineage: Eukaryota; Viridiplantae; Streptophyta; Magnoliopsida; Malvales; Malvaceae.
ACAUUCUUUAUUUGCGUGUGUAGAGACUAGAGAGUCUUUCUAAUUAGAGUAACGUAGUGAACUUAACAUUUAUGUUUGCUAUUUAGAGAGAGGUGUGGUCUCUUUUACUAUGCUUUUGGGUUCAUUGACUUGGUGAGAGUUGUAGAACACUUGAUAUUGAUAGGAUUGCAAUGGCUUUGAUUCUUUGUUUUGCAUGUCCAAAUCAGAUGGGGUAUGGAAUUUGACUGACAGGACUUGGCUUUGGAGCAUUUGAUCUUCUGAGUUUUUGUCUCUUGACUCUUUUGUGCUUAUAUAAAAAAAUUUCUAUAUAUAAAACUCAGAGAGAGUAUUACACCCACAACAAAAUCUCUUGGAACUCCUUUCUUCUUGGAUAUCCUCUCUAGUAUCUCCUCCAGUAAAAUUAUAUUUUGUUUGACAGUUUAUUUGUUUUAUUUGAUAUAUAGGAAGCUUUUUAUUUUUUUUUAACUUUCUGGAGUCUGAGGUCUUUUGUUAAUUUUUUUUCUAAGGUUUCUAGUUGGGGGUUGCUUAGUUGGGAAAAUUUUCGUACAGGAAAUGGGUGGUCUAGUCUGUUCUGUUGUUCGGAGAACAUCUUUUGGUUGCUGUUGGAGAAGGGACUUUUUAUGACUUUUGGUGCUUCAAAAGGGAGGCUUCUAUAAUCAGGCAUGAAAAGAGGUUUAUUAGUUUCUAUCAUGUUAAUUAGCAUCUGGUGAAUACACAAAGCCAAGUGAAGAAAAAACCAACACAAAAUUUAGUCAUGAAGUUUAUGAAACUCGGAUCCCGGCCUGACACCUUCUACACUGCUGAGGCCGUAAGGUCUGUCUCUUCUGAAGUCUCUAGUGACCUUAUAAUUCAAGUGAAAGGAAGCAGAUAUCUGCUUCACAAGUUUCCUCUGUUGUCAAAGUGUUUGCGGCUGCAGAGGCUAUGCUCUGAAUCCCCAGAAACAUCACAACACCAAAUAAUCCAACUACCUGAUUUCCCUGGUGGAAUUGAGGCGUUUGAGCUUUGUGCAAAGUUCUGUUAUGGUAUUACGAUCACUCUCAGCGCGUAUAACAUUGUUUCUGCAAGAUGUGCAGCUGAAUAUCUGCAGAUGACAGAAGACGUUGAGAAGGGCAACUUAGCUUACAAACUCGAAGUUUUUUUCAAUUCCUGCAUCCUACACGGCUGGAAAGACUCUAUUGUCACUCUGCAGAGCACCAAAGCCUUUCCUUUAUGGUCAGAAGACCUUGGAAUUACAAGCAGAUGCAUUGAAGCAAUUGCGUCAAAAGUUUUGACACACCCCUCCAAGGUGAGCUUGUCACAUAGUCAUUCGAGAAGGGUUAGGGAUGAUAUAUCUUGUAAUGGAGCAGAGAGCCAGCGGCACAGACCAACAACCAAGGGUUGGUGGGCUGAAGACAUGGCUGAGUUGGGUAUAGACCUCUACUGGAGAACUAUGAUAGCAAUAAAAUCUGGUGGGAAAAUACCCUCUAAUCUCAUUGGCGAAGCAUUGCAAAUUUAUGCAUCUCGAUCGCUACCUAACAUAUCCAGACAAAUAAAAGCUAAAAAAGAAGCAGCAUCUGACUCCGAUUCAGACUCAGCUGGUGAGGUUACUUCAAAGCACCGGCUGCUGUUGGAAUCAAUAGUAAGUUUACUCCCGUCUGAAAAAGGCGCUGUUUCUUGCAGUUUUCUACUUAAACUCUUGAAAGCAGCCAACAUUCUUAAUGCUUCAUCUUCUUCAAAGAUGGAAUUGGCUAGAAGAGUAGCACUUCAGUUAGAGGAGGCAAGAGUCAGUGAUCUGUUAAUACCCUCUGUGUCAUACUCAAGUGAUAGUCUCUAUGAUGUAGACAUAGUCAUGAUAAUUUUGGAGCAAUUCAUGUUACAAGGGCAGAGUCCUCCAACUAGCCCUCAAAGAUCCAAGCUGGGGUUUGAAGGGAGAAGAAGGUCCCGUUCGGCCGAGAAUAUUGAUUUUGAGUUUCAGGAAAAUAGGAGGUCAUCUUCAGCAUCACAUAGCUCCAAACUAAAAGUAGCCAAAAUUGUAGAUGGAUAUCUUAAAGAGAUUGCCAGAGACAAAACUUUACCUCUGUCAAAAUUCAUUGCAAUAGCUGAGACAAUUCCAGAUUUCUCACGGCAUGACCAUGAUGAUCUCUACCGAGCGAUUGACAUUUAUCUUAAGGCACAUCCGGACCUAAACAAGAGCGAAAGAAAAAAGUUGUGCCGCGUUCUAGACUGCAAAAAACUCUCUGUUGAGGCCUGCAUGCACGCUGCGCAAAAUGAAAAACUUCCUCUUAGAGUAGUGGUACAAGUUCUCUUCUUUGAGCAAGCUCGAGCUGCCACGGCAGGGGGCAAAGUGACUGAAUUGCCUAGCAACAUUAAGGCACUUCUAGCCUCUCAUAACAUUGAUCCAUCAAGGCCUCCCGGGCCUUUAAGCACUACUACUAGCAUUCAAGCAGAUGACCAAUGGAGCGUCUCAGGCCUUAAAUCUCCAAAGUCCAGAAUUUCAACAUUAAGGAUGAAGCUUGCUGAAGAUGAUGAUUUGGACGAAAAUGAUAUGCACACUGACGGAAUGGGAAGACCGUCCAAGUUCAAGGCUUUCUGUGCUCUUCCUGCGAGACCCAAAAAAAUGUUCAGUAAGUUGUUGUCCAUCAAUAGAAGUGGCAGUGAAAAGAAUUGAGUGAAUUUUGUUUAUUUCCAAGUUGGGGAUGGUAAUUUUAAAGGUAACGUAUACUCUCUUCUUUUUUCUUUUUCUUUUUUUUUUUGUCCUUGAGCAAAUGCCUUGUAAUUUUAGCUGAGAAUCAAAGAAUCUCAAUGUGCAUUGUUGAUGUAACCUAAUAUAAUAAGAAUCAAGAUUUUCACGA